Molecule: messenger RNA, 2190 nt
Organism: Henningerozyma blattae CBS 6284
Lineage: Eukaryota; Fungi; Ascomycota; Saccharomycetes; Saccharomycetales; Saccharomycetaceae
Product: lysophospholipase family protein
Exons: 1
Coding region: 1-2190 (729 amino acids)
Biological process (GO): glycerophospholipid catabolic process
Cellular component (GO): extracellular region; intracellular membrane-bounded organelle; cytosol
Molecular function (GO): A2-type glycerophospholipase activity
Source: RefSeq, a predicted model, not a curated record
AUGAAUAACAUACUCUAUUACUUUUUUGCAAGUUUAUAUAUAUCAAUAUCGCUUACUUGUGCAUGGUCUCCAACGAAUGGUUAUGCUCCUGGUCGUGUUCAAUGCGACGAUAAUAUUAAUUUAGUUAGAAACGCGUCUGGACUAUCUCAAAAUGAAACCGAUUGGUUAUUAAAGAGGAAUAAUGUUAUUAGGCCAAAUUUACGUAGUUUUUUACAGAGAACCACCUCCAAUUUCUCUAAUUCCAGUGGAGGUAUCUUUUCAGAUAUCCUAAAAUUAUUAGGUUCCAACAGCACGAAUGACUUGAAAAAUUCAUCCUUACGUAUGCCAAAGAUUGCUAUUGGUGUUUCCGGCGGUGGUUACCGUUCAUUAUUAAGUGGUGCAGGUAUGGUUGCUGCAAUGGAUAAUAGAACAAAUGGCUCUUUGGAUCACGGGCUGGGUGGUCUGUUACAAAGUACAUCUUAUUUUGCAGGUAUAUCCGGAGGUUCAUGGCUAGUCGGUACACUAGGUUGGAAUAAUUGGACUUCAGUUCAAGCUAUUGUAAAUAAUUUCUCUCAUGAUGAUUCAAUUUGGGAUUUUUCCCAUUCUGCUAUUUCACAGGGUGGUUAUAAUGUUUUUAAAUCAAUUGAUAUUUGGAAGGAAAUUAGUGAUGCAGUUGAUGAUAAAAUGGAUGCACAUUUUAAUGCUUCAUUAACUGAUAUUUGGGGCCGUUUAAUUUCUUAUGAUUUCUUCCCAACUUUAAAACAAGGUGGUGUUGGUUAUACCUGGUCAACUUUAAGAGAUGCAGAUGUAUUUAAGAAUGCAGAAAUGCCUUUCCCCAUUGCAGUUUCCGAUGGUAGGUACCCUGACUCAUAUAUUAUUAAUGAAAAUUCUACUUUAUUUGAGUAUAACCCAUUUGAAUUGGGCUCUUGGGAUCCAACUUUGAAUUCUUUUACAGAUAUUAAAUAUUUAGGUACUAACGUUUCUAAUGGUAAACCAAAUGAAACAGGACAAUGCAUCGCUGGUUUUGAUAAUACUGGUUUUAUUUUAGGUUCAUCCUCAACCGUAUUUAACCAGUUUAUUUUACAAAUUAAUAGAACUCAUAUUCCUUCAGGUAUUCAAGAUAUACUCAAACAUUUUUUGAGAGAAUUAUCUGAUAAUUAUGACGAUAUUGCAAUUUAUGCUCCAAAUCCAUUUAAGGAUACUAAAUUUGUCAACAGAACUUAUUCUUCUUCUUUAGUAGAUUCUGAUUAUUUGUUUUUGGUUGAUGGUGGUGAAGAUUUACAGAAUAUUCCAUUUGUUCCAUUACUACAGAAAGAGCGUGAUGUUGAUGUUAUUUUUUCAUUAGAUAAUUCUGCGGAUACAAGGAAUAGAUGGCCAAACGGAACCUCUCUAGUUCGUACAUAUGAAAGACAGUUUGCCAAGCAAGGUAUUGAUAUUUCUUUCCCCUAUGUUCCAGAUCAGAAUACUUUUGUGAAUUUGGGUUUAAAUAAAAAGCCAACUUUUUUUGGUUGUGAUGCAGGUAAUAUGACAAACUUAUCUUCAAUUCCUCCAUUAAUUGUUUAUAUUCCAAAUACACGUAAUAGCUAUAAGAGUAACACUGGCACAUUUAAAAUGAAUUAUCACAAGAAAGAAAGAUUAGGAAUGAUAAAAAACGGGUUUGAAGCUGCCACCAUGAAAAAUUUAACAAAAGAUGGUGAUUUCGCAGGAUGUAUUGCUUGUGCUGUUAUUCGAAGACAACAACAAAGUUUGGGCUAUGAAUUACCAAAGGAAUGUGAAAGCUGUUUCAGUAGAUAUUGUUGGAACGGUACGAUAGCUAAUCAAGCUGUCAAAGAUGAUGAUGAUGACGAUAAUAAUGAUGAUGAUGAUAACCAAAACAACAACAAUAGAAAUAAUAAUGAUAAUGAUAAUGAUAAUGAUAAUGAUAAUGAUAAUGAUAAUGAUAAUGAUAAUGAUAAUGAUAAUGAUAAUGAUAAUGAUAAUGAUAAUGAUAAUGAUAAUGAUAAUGAUAAUGAUAAUGAUAAUGAUAAUGAUAACGACAAGGAUGAGCGUGAUAAUGAUAAUGAUGACGACAAUGAUAACAAUCAUGAUAACGACAAUGAUAAUGAUAAUGAUAAUGAUAACGACAAGGAUGAGCGUGAUAACGAUAAUGAUGACGACAAUGAUAACAAUCAUGAUAGCAAUCAUGAUAACGACAAUGAUAACAAUUCAUGA